UUGUUUAUGUGCGUUGAGUUAUCCGUCGUUCUCCAACAUGUGAAAGAUGAUGAUUUACUUUACUAAAUAAUUAUUGGAUUAGUCAUUUUUUGGACUUAAUUUUCCAAAAACAUUUAAGAAUUAUGUCAUCGGAGGCCGUGGUUAAAACAGUAGCCAAAAAAUUGAAAUAUUAUUUUGAUGUGAAGAGAUUAGAAGAUGGAUUUGACUUGUCAGGUGUAAAUUGUCCCCAAUUAGACCACCCUCCACUGAAAUCAAGGCCGACCCUCCAGUACGAUGGACUACAUGACCGUGCCCUCAAGCACUACUUCAGCCUUCCAGAGGUCAGGGUCAAACUCACACAGAUGGACAUGGAGGAUAGAGACCCUCGACAGAAGAUCGUCAAAAAGAAACUUAAACGUCACAUGAUCAAGCAUCACUUUCUGCUAACUAGAGACCCUGAUGUGGAACCACUGUCUGCAAUUUACGGACCUCCGAAAUCCGCUGGGCCACGGACUCGGACUUCCACUCUGCCAGAAUAUGCUUACAUAGAAACCAGGGAGGGGAGGCGACUCAGGAGGGACAUGACGGGAUUCGGACUUCUGAUGCAGUCACAACGUCCCAAAUCACUAAAAGGAGGCUGGCCUCUUUUGAGGAGUGUUCCCAGUCACAAUGUCCCCAAGUCUGAGGCUAAACGUCUGGUGGAUGCAGCAGCCAAAGUUCUUAUUGCCACUGAGACUUCAGAGGAAGAGAGACAGAAAGCGAAGGAUCCCCAAAGACCCCAGAGUGCCCCUAAACCUUUUGAAGACAUUUGUAGUGAAAUUCCAACUGUUUAUGUAAAAAAAUGGAGUGUGAUUAAUCCAAUAGACAACCGCACCACUCCUGUGAAAAAAGUUGACCAUUUAAAGUACACCUGGGAUAUCCAUGGUCGACGUCAUCGGAAUGUCAGGUCCAGCUAUGAUAAUCCUUACAUGAGUGAAACAUCAGACUUCAGGUCAGAGUCCCCAGUCCAAUCCCCAGCUCCACCACCUGAAUCCCCUGAACCGGAACCAAAGAAAGUUCGUCCACGGUCAGCUAAGCGUAGACAUCAACAGAAGACAGUGAUAGAGAUGGAUGAUUCCCGACCUCGAGAGGAGGUAUCUGUUGAUAACGGAACACAGACAAUGGAGAACGGGAACCAGACAGACCACCAGCUAUUACAGCAGUACAAUUACCUGGACCAAGAAGUGACCUCAGGGGAGAGAGGAGAAUAUCAGAUUUAUGUCAGGACUGGCAACAGAAUUGGAGCGAGUACAAAGGCCGAGGUCAAGAUCACAUUGUACGGAGAAAAGGGUAGAACCAAGGAAAUAGUACUGGAAAAAUCAAAGCGCCAUAAAGUUUGCUUCCAGAAGGGAAAGGAGGAUUUAUUCAUUGUUGCUCAACAUCAUGUUGGAAAGUUGCUGAAAGUUAAAGUUGGACAUGACAGAGCAGAUGCAAGUAAUGCGUGGUUUUUGGAGUCUGUGACAGUUUUCGACAUGCUCAGUAAGAAGAUUUAUGAGUUUGUGUGUGACCGCUGGUUGUCAGGUGUGGACGGAGAUCGGAAAACAUACAGAGAACUCAUCGUGGAUCGUGAUCGUGCAUUUAUACAAGCUCUACAAGAGGAGAGUGACACAGACAAGAAAAGUGAUCGUUCGUACAAGAAGCGAUCAAAGUCGCCCUCUCAGACCAGUCUCCAUGACGACCCUCUAAGUGUGAGGUCCAAUCAAGGGAGCUACACAGACACAAAGUCAGACAGGAAGUCCAAGUCUCGCUCCUCCAGACGUCGGGAUGAUUCGGAGUCGGACAGCGAGUCUGUGAGCAGCUACAGCAGCAGUUCCUCCUCGUCAUCAACGGAGACGUACACCACCACUGCCACCACCACCGGCACCACCACUACCACCACCACUGCCAUGAAGGACGAGUUCUACGAUGAUCCUAAAGGACCGACCUUCACCCUGAGGUCAAUCAAGGAGAAAGGACAGAAGGAGACCGUGUCUGUUGAGUCCUCCUCCGAGGGCAGGAAAUCUGAGAAUGGAAAGGAAUUUGUAGAGGGAUAUGAGAGUGGACUGAAGGCAGUGGAGGCCGAGAGAAGAAGACAACGUGAAGAAGAGAAUGAAGAGAGAAGGAGGCUCCUGAGGGGAGCAACAAUACAUGAGGCCGCAGAGAGGGGAAAUCUAAAACGUAUACAGGAGCUUCUCAACUACUUCCCAGAAAUGAAAGAUCACACAAAUGAGCAGGGCCUAACCCCACUGCAUCUAGCAGCCAAGUUUGGCCGAGUGGAAAUUUUGAAAUGGCUUGCUAUUAAUGAAGUGAACAUGAAUAGAGAAACCCCACAAGGGUACUCACCGAUACAUCUGGCGGCCAUGAAUGGACAUGUCAACUGUUUAAUGAUUCUUCACGCUAUGGGUGCUGUAAUAACCUGCCGAACUUUAGACAAGCAAACUCCUCUGCAUCUAGCUGCAAUGAAUGGACAUGUGGAAUGCGUGAAAUGGCUUGUAGCCAACAGGAGCAGUAUGUCUGUUAAAGACGACGUGGGACGCACGCCGAGAGAGAUCGGGGAGGAGUUCCACCAUGACGAUGUUGUCCGGUUCCUGAAGGCUUGUGAAGAUGAACUGGAGAAUCCCUCCAGUGGAUUCGCUCAGCUCAGAAGUCGAGGACAAGGACUUCCUACAAUAGAAGAGGACUCAAACAGUGAUGAGAAACCAGUCUGGCAAGAUGAUAAUCAAGAUGAAGAUAAUGAAGAUUCUCGCUCUAGUCAAAAAGAAAAAGAGGAGAAAAAACAUUUGUUUGAGGAAACCCACAAAAAGAUGGAGCAAAGUGGCGACUCAUUUUUAGAGAGCAUACAGCGUGAGUUUGAGAGUGAACCGAGGCCAUAAGCCUACCUAGUGAUGGACGUUGUAGACUUAGACGGCAUUUCCUGUGAUAUUGUAGGCUUCUGAUGCAAGCACUGUUUGUAACUGAGUGAGAAAUCACAACUUUGACUGCUAGAAUUCCAAGUAAUUUAAACAGCAAUAUGAUGCAAGCAAUUUCCUUUUGAAUCACUUGCAAUUUCGUUAUUUUGUAUAUUUAAUGCAAGGUUCCAGGGAUUUUGAAGAAAUGGAGUAUAAAUAAAGUCUAAUAAGGGAUCUGUACUUAAUUUUUAAGAAAGUAGCAAAUCAGCUGUUAUAAGUCACUGUUGCUUUGUUUCUUUUGUGCAGUAUUGCUGACAAAUGACUGCAUUUCUUGCUGUUUGUCAUAUUUUCAUUGGAAACUGAAGUGAUUACAACUUAACACUGUUGAUUUAAUAGAUAUCUUUAAAGAUGUUAUAUCCGUCCAUUGCUGAUUUUUUUAUACCAGUGUUUCAAACUAAUUCUAUAUUAGUAUAAAAGAAAUUUCAUAGACUUUAUAUUCUAUUUUGUAUAAUAUCUAUUGAAGUAAAAUAUCCAAUAUAUGAUUUUAUGUUAACAACAUGUACAAGCAUGUUGUCAACACAAAACCAUGUACAUGUACCAGUAAUGUGUCGUUUUAAUUUGAAUUUGUCUUCAUAGCAGGGACCUAUUGUGAAUGUCUAGAUCUAUUUGUUAUAAAUCUAUGUUAAUUUAGCAAAAUAUGACUGUUGAUAUAAUGUUUUAAUUAUUAUAUACCGUUUUACACUCAGAUUGUACCACCAAUUUUUCUAAUCAUAGCCAGUAUUUUAAUUGAAUCAUUUUACAAUUAAAUUAUUUUAGAAUUUUUAAAAUAUUUUUAUAUAAUCCAGAAUUUCCAUUGUAGUGUACUGAAUUUAAGAGCAGUACUGAGCUUCAUUCAAUGUUGGGGUAAUUUUUUGUUUGUUUUUAUGUAGAUGCCAUUGUGAUAUUGAUAACUGUUGAGGACUUGUAUCUUUAUGUCUUAGGAAGUUUUUGGAUGACUAGGUUAUUUAAAGGAUGCUUUAUUAAAAUAUUUUACACAG
Molecule: messenger RNA, 3922 nt
Organism: Saccostrea cuccullata (small rock oyster)
Lineage: Eukaryota; Metazoa; Mollusca; Bivalvia; Ostreida; Ostreidae
Exons: 23
Coding region: 123-2870 (915 amino acids)
Cellular component (GO): nucleus
Molecular function (GO): protein binding
Source: RefSeq, a predicted model, not a curated record